Sus scrofa (pig) is the source of this 4222-nucleotide messenger RNA. The record is from RefSeq and is a predicted model, not a curated record. NCBI's taxonomy places the organism in Eukaryota, Metazoa, Chordata, Mammalia, Artiodactyla, Suidae.
UAGGUCCAUUUUAUAGAUGAGGGCAUUGCAACUCAAAGAUGUUAAAAAAAAAUUUGCUCAAAAUUUGAUCUAUCCCAUAGCUAGUUGGGAUAGAUCCAGAAUUUGAACUAUGGCAGUCUGGUUACCCAAUCUGAAUUCUUUACUCCUCAUUGUCUUAAGACACGAAUGGUUCACAAUGGGUAGAAGAUAGGUCACAAGUAAUAACACAAGGUGAAAUGAAGUAGGAAGUAUAAGCACCAUAUAAUGUGACCAGAGGAUUAGAGGUGGUGAGUAGAAUCAGAAAAGGCUUUCUAGAAAAGGGAACAUUUGAGGCAAACCUUAAUUUAUGGCAACAAAUUUAAGAAGAGGAGCUGGAAUGAAGGCCAACUAGGUGAGAGGACUAUUACCAGGAUGGUGAGUUAGUUUUGCAUCAAGUGCCAAUUCCAUUUCAUUGGUAGUGACUGUGUGUAGCACUGUGUUGAGAUGUUUGUUAUAUGCCAGCUCAGUGGGAAAGAAGAUGAUGAGUAAUUAGCCAAAGCUGCCAUGGGCAAGGGAGGGAAGAUUUGAAGAUCUUGUGGUAUGAAUUUUUAUCAUUGGACUAUUACACUAUGGAGAUGAGCAAUUAUGGGUCAUAUGUUGGAAAGCAAUGACUACACGAUUUUGACUCGGUCAUAGGAUAUGCAUAGGAAAGUGGAAGCUGACAUAAGAUAAGAAAUCUACGAUGAAGCUAUAUUGCACGGUGAUUUAAAUGACAGACUGAUGAGUUUGUAUUUAAUUCAGUAGAAAAUGAAGAGCUAUCGAAGAUUUUUGGACUGAUGAUAGUGUCACAGGAAGCCUACUCUAAGAAGAUUAAUCUGACAGUGGCAUCCAGCAUGAACUGAUAUGGAGAAAGAUGAGAAAAUGUUGGAAGAGAGAAUGGGGAGAGCCUCUACUCCGGUUGAGUAAUGAAUUUGCCUCCUUUCCGAUAUAAGGUUCUAUGUGGUCUCCAUUUCACUCAAUGGUCACACCGUCUAUCAAGGGUGUGAUAAGUAGGCGUCCUAGGAUUCAAUAUUUCACUUUCGUUCAUCUACUUCAUCCAAAAUCCAUCAAGAGGUCCUGAAACAUGGAGGAAAGGAAUAAAAGAGAGGAAAAGGAAAUGAAUUUCAAUAUGAAGAAUGAUUUUGAGACUGAGUCAGCAUCAUCUAAUUUUGCUCUUCAAAGUUCUUCGGAGACAUUGUUUUCUAUUCAGCUGUUAGAUUUCAAAACAAAUUUACUUGAAGCAUUAGAAGAAUUACGUAUGAGGAGGGAAGCAGAAACUCGAUAUGAAGAGCAAAUUGGUAAAAUUAUUGUGGAGACACAAGAACUCAAAUGGCAAAAUGAAACUCUUCAGAAUCAAAAGGAAACCUUAUCAAAGCAACACAAAGAAGCAAUGGCAGUUUUUAAAAAGCAGUUGCAAAUGAAGAUAUGUGCCUUGGAAGAAGAAAAGGGAAAAUAUCAACUUGCUACAGAAAUAAAAGAAAAAGAAAUAGAAGGAUUGAAGGAAACAUUAAAGGGAUUACAGGUUUCUGAAUAUUCUUUACAGAAGAAAGUGAGUGAAAUGGAACAAAAAGUCCAGUUACAUCUUCUGGCUAAAGAAGAUCAUCAGAAGCAACUGAAUGAAAUUGAGAAAUACUAUGCCACAAUAACAGGUCAAUUUGGAUUGGUAAAAGAGAGUCAUGAAAAGUUAGAACAAAGUGUACAGGAAGCAAUACAGUUAAACAAAAGACUUUCAGCUUUAAAUAAAAAGCAAGACUCUGAAAUAUGCACCUUAAAGAAGGAACUAAAAAAAGUAACCUCAGACUUGAUAAAGACCAAGGUCACAUGUCAAUAUAAGACAGGAGAAGAAAACAUCAAUUUAACAAUUAAAGAACAGAAAUUUCAAGAACUUCAAGAAAGACUCAAAAUGGAAAUGGAAUUAAAUAAGAAGAUUAAUGAAGAGAUUACCUGUAUUCAAGAAGAAAAACAAGGUAUCAUCACUUCUUUCCAACAAUUGCAGCAGUUACUUCAGCAACAGACUCAAAUUAAUACUGAAAUGGAAGCAGAAUUAAAGGUUGAAGAACUUAAUGGAGAAGUUAAUGAGAUUAGAAACGAGUUAUCAUCACUUAAAGAAACUCAUACUAAGUUACAAGAACAUUACAACAAAUUACGUGAUCAGAAAAAGUUUGAGGAAGACGAGAAGUUUCAGAAUCUUCCAGAAGUGAGUACUGAAAUGUCAAUGGAAAAACAAGAAGACACCACCAUACAGAAAUAUAAUUCCAGGCAAGAAAUAAGGGAAGAAAAUACUGUGAAUUAUUGUUUAGACAGUGAAUACAGAGAAAAGGAGGAAAAGAGAGAAGGCCUAUUUAUAGAAGAAAUCAAUAUAAAUGAAGACUUACAGCUUUUUGAAAAAAGCUCCAAGAAUGAAAUUGAUACUAUUGUGCUUCAGGAUAAAAAUCAAAGUGAAAUCUCCCUAAACAAAACCUUCUGCAGUGAAGAAGAAUUAAUUAAUCAAGGACAAACCUUGAAUGUUACUGACAUUAGAAACGUGGUUACUACAGAAAUAAAAGACAAGAUGGACUUGGAAAAAGAUAAUGGAUAUGCAGAAUUUAAAUCACCAAAUAUUUCUUUUUUAGUGGCAGGUAUGUCAAUAGAAACAGAAAAGCUACCUCUAGAAAGAACCGAAGGAUUAGAUCUUCACCAUACAGAAGUGUAUCUGGUUGAAAACAGCAGAACAUCAUUUAACAAUAUUUUACAUGAGACGGCUUGCAAGACAAAUCAUAAAAAAGAUGUUUCUGAAGAUGAACCACUCAAACAACAAUUGAGAUGGCUUCCAGGGACUCAAGAAAAUGCCACAGAAAAGGAAAUUACAAAGAGCCACCAAACUAAGGUAGAUUUGGAUUCAUCUCUAGAUGUAAAAAAGAAUCUCAUUCAUUGUCAGAAAUACAGUUUACAGGAUUCAAGCAACAUUUUGUUAGAUGACAAACAAUGUAAAUUAAGACAAAUAGAACUGUUAAAUAAAAAAAGUGAAUGUAGCACACUGCCAUUUAAAGAAACUUCAAAUUUUCAGCAAGUUGGUGAGGAUACUUCAGAGAAACAUGAACUGACUAUUCCCUGUAAGACAGCAGUCAACCACCUCAUUUCUUCUGAUGUUUUCAGUAACGAUUUGAACGUACUUUUAAAGAAUGCAGAUAAAAAUAUUAAUAUUAUGCCUAUGUUGGUGAAACCCAACUCAAGCCCUGGGAAGAGAACUAUAUGGAAAAAUCUGAAUGAUAUGCAAAGCAGUGAAGUUAAGAACUGUUUGGGAUAUAUAGAAAACUAUGUGACUGUUUCCUAUCUUCAGGAUAUCGGUGAGACUAUACCUGCUUCACAAGCCAAAGAUAUGAAAACUGCUGUUCACGUGAAAACGUCCACAGAAAUACAGUUUUCCAGUAAAGAGAGUCAGAUUGAUGAAAAUCAGAUUCCUGAAGCUACAAAAAAUGACUUCUCCCUUAAUGAAAGACAGCAUACAUUGUUAAAUAAUACAGAGAAAAUGGAGUCAUUAAAUGACAUUAUUUCGGAAAAAAAUUACAGUGAAGGACAGCUGGAAGAAUCUUGUUCAUUUCACAUAAAGCCAUCUGGAGAUUUAGUAAACAGAGGUGGAAGGUCAGCCUUUGAUCUCUUAACUGUAGAUAAAAAAACUGAGAAAACUCCAGUAAACGUGAAUUUUUUAGACCCUACUCCUUGGUCAAAAGUAAAUCAAGUUGAAAGUCAAACAGUGGGCACUUUAACAUCUAGCAUUCCUCUGUUGCUGAAGGAGAGACCAAUAGGUCCAUCAGAAAACAAAAAGAGUGUUUCAAUGACACUUUGUAAAAACGUUGGUGUGGAUGAUGCCAGGAAAGAUAUUGAACCAGAUACUACCAGCAUUAACAGAGUUGCUGACACUUUGAAUAACUCGAGUAUCCAUCCAGAUCCCAAGGGAGAGCCCAGUGAAGAGAGGAAUGCAAUUGCAAAGACUUUUUAUGAUUCUUCUUUUCCCACAGAACAUGUGAAACCAAAGCCUCUGAAAUCAACUCUAAUACAAAGCCAUUUUCAAGCGAUCAAGACUAAAGAUACUACUGAUUUGGCUGCAUCUUCCCCUGGUGAAGAUAACUGGCAGAGCCAGGUAACAAAUCAAAAAAGUGAAAUUGAAAAGUUUCUAAGCUUAGAAAAUGACAACCAACCUAAAAAAAGAAAAGCGGAAGAGAUGGUAGAAAAAAACAACAGGUGA